This is a messenger RNA of Myotis brandtii (Brandt's bat), 654 nucleotides long. Its product is annotated as sialic acid-binding Ig-like lectin 14. Gene Ontology annotation, biological process: cell adhesion. Gene Ontology annotation, molecular function: sialic acid binding. The transcript has 2 exons. Gene Ontology annotation, cellular component: plasma membrane. The record is from RefSeq and is a predicted model, not a curated record. Lineage: Eukaryota; Metazoa; Chordata; Mammalia; Chiroptera; Vespertilionidae. The annotation marks the transcript as partial.
GGUCUGUGUGUCCACGUGCCCUGCUCCUUCUAUCCGUGGAGUUUGUGGUCUUCCUCUACCAAAGUCUACACCUACUGGUACCGGUACAAGGACAACAUAAACCAUCCUGUGGCCUCGAGCAGCCCAGAUAAAGAAGUGAAGAGUGAGACCAAAGGCCGCUUCCUCCUCGCGGACCCCACGGCCAACAACUGUUCCCUGCAAAUCAGAGACUCCAGGAGGAGUGACUCAGGACGCUACUACUUCCGAGUGGAGAGAGGAAAUUCUGUGAGAUAUAGUUACUUACAUAAGAUGCUGGAUUUUCAUGUGACAGCCCUGACAGAGAAACCCCACAUCCGAAUAAGGGAGCCCCUGGAGUCCGGCCGCCCCACACAGCUGGCCUGCAGCCUGCCAGGGGCCUGUGAAGGGGGACAACGUUUCACCUUCUCGGGAGCCGCUGUGGACUCGCUGAACCUCCAGACCCGCCGCUCCUCGGUGCUCACCUUCACCCCGAGGCCCCAGGACCAUGGCACCAACCUCACCUGUCAGGUUCAAGUCCAAGGAUCUUUGGUGGCCACGCAGAGAACCGUUUGGCUCAAUGUGUCCUGUGAGUGUUGGAGGGGGGGCUGAGUCCAUGCGGGCAGGGGAGUGGCGUGUGUGUCUGUGUGUGUGUGUGUG